UCCAAGAUUUUCAUACCCUUGUUUUAGUAUUUGGACACAAAAUUUAGCACAACAAAAACCCAACUUUUGUAGAGUAAAAAUAAAGAAAAAGAAAACCUAAAAAAAAAAAGAGACUUGAAGAAAAACAAUGGCAACCCAGACUUUGGUUUCAUCUUCCCUUACUUCAUCUUCUUCCUCUUCAAUGGAAGCUGCUAGACAAGUAUUCAGAGGAAGACCACUUCAAUAUGCAACUGUUAACGUUGGCUCUUCAAGGAAGGGUUCAUUUGUUGUUAGAGCUGCUGCCACUCCACCUGUUAAGCAUGGAGCAAACAGACAGCUUUGGUUUGCAUCCAAACAGAGUCUUUCUUACUUAGACGGCAGCCUCCCAGGUGAUUUCGGGUUUGACCCACUUGGCCUUUCAGAUCCAGAAGGAACAGGAGGAUUUAUUGAACCAAAAUGGCUAGCAUAUGGUGAAAUUAUCAACGGACGUUUUGCCAUGUUAGGAGCAGCAGGAGCAAUCGCACCCGAAGUCUUCGGCAAACUCGGUCUUAUCCCAGCUGAAACCGCACUCCCAUGGUUCCAAACUGGAGUGAUUCCACCCGCUGGAACUUACAGUUACUGGGCAGACCCCUUCACACUAUUUGUACUAGAAAUGGCUCUUAUGGGUUUUGCUGAGCACAGAAGAUUGCAAGACUGGUACAACCCUGGAUCCAUGGGCAAACAAUAUUUCUUAGGUUUGGAAAAGGGUUUGGGCGGAUCAGGUAACCCUGCUUACCCAGGUGGACCUUUCUUUAACCCCCUAGGAUUUGGAAAAGAUGAGAAGUCAAUGAAGGAAUUGAAGUUGAAGGAAGUGAAGAAUGGAAGAUUAGCCAUGUUGGCUAUUUUAGGUUAUUUCAUUCAAGGUUUAGUCACAGGAGUUGGACCUUUCCAGAACUUGUUGGACCAUUUGGCUGAUCCAGUCAACAACAAUGUCUUGACCAGUCUCAAGUUCCACUAAAUUUCUAUGCCCAGGUUCUUGUACUCUGGGACUUCAUUCUCUUCUCUAUUUUCCUUUUUAUCCUUUUUUCCCCCCUUUUCUCUCUAUUUGUGAAAGUUUAUGGAAACUCUUGUAAUUUGUAAUUAAGAUUAGAUAAACUGGUUUAUAUUAUGGUAAAUUUAUUUUAAGUAAUACCAUUUGAAAUAA
This is a messenger RNA of Papaver somniferum (opium poppy), 1162 nucleotides long. RefSeq names its product photosystem I chlorophyll a/b-binding protein 3-1, chloroplastic. The coding region runs from base 128 to 976 and encodes 282 amino acids. Gene Ontology annotation, biological process: response to light stimulus; photosynthesis, light harvesting in photosystem I. The transcript has 3 exons. Gene Ontology annotation, cellular component: plastoglobule; chloroplast thylakoid membrane. The record is from RefSeq and is a predicted model, not a curated record. NCBI's taxonomy places the organism in Eukaryota, Viridiplantae, Streptophyta, Magnoliopsida, Ranunculales, Papaveraceae.